UUCGCCGAUCGGAUAGCGAAUUGUCUCGGUCAAACAAUUGGACGAGCGCCGGCGGAGUGCGGUGGACUUCAUGAUCGUUUUUUCCGAGACUCGACCUCGGGCAUUGGUUCCGAUUACGCUGUUAACAGUUACGGACCUAAGCAGCUGCAAGGAUGGCAAUGGAAGUGGAUGAAGCUUUGGCCUUGCUGGGAAGAUUUAGCCGCUGGCAUGUUGUCAUCUAUGUCGUCCUCAGUGUCAGCACCACAUUUCCGGCAUGUUGGCAUGUGUUGGCCAUCGUGUUCCUUGGUGGCGUGCCAGACUACCACUGUAAGGUGCCCCCUGGCGAGGCGAACACAAGUAUCCCAAUGGUCAGAAAUGACGAAGGAAAGCAAGUGCGAGACAAGUGUCACAUCUUUGGAAAUCAAACUUUAAAUGGCGUGGUCUACAACAAUGUCUCGGUGCCUUGUAACGAUGGAUUCACAUAUAUCACGGAUUAUAAGAAUACGAUUGUUAUGGAGUGGGAACUUGUGUGCGAAAGAGAAUACAUGAAGGACAUGACCCAGACAUUUUUCGUUCUCGGCGUCAUGGCAGGAGCAAUGGUGUUCACCACUUUGUCCGAUAACUUCGGCAGGAAACCAGUGUUCAUUGGCGUGAAUUGGGCUAUGGUCAUCAUUGGGACCAUACAGGUCUUCAUAAACGAUUACUACGUGUUCACCUUCUUUCGAUUUCUCACAGGGGCUUUGCAACAGGGAAUUGUGCUGUCCGGGUUUGUUCUCUGCUGUGAGAUCUUCCCAGCUGAUCAACGAACCUUCGCCGGUAUCAUCGUUCAGACGUUCUGGGCCGUAGCCAUGAUGAUCCAGGCAGGUAUAGGAUAUGCGGUCAGAGACUGGAGGAUGUUCCAACUGGCGAUAUCCUUGCCCAUGGUUGUCACUGUUGUCGGAUUCUGGAUAUAUCCAGAAUCCGUGCCAUGGCAAGUGGCCAACAACAAAGAAAAAGAAGCGGAGGAACAGUUGCGAAAGAUUGCUAAGUUCAAUGGUCUGAAGGACUACCCUGCACACCCGUUUACUGGAAAAUCAGCUCUGGCAGGGAGUCCAAUCCUCAACUCCAUGGAAGACGGAGACGUGUCCAGCAAAGACGAAGAGAAAACAGAGAUAGAGAACACAGAAGAUAAGAAAGAAGACAAUCAGAAGAAGAAGUUUGAUGUGAAGGCUUUAUUCAACUGCUGUAAAAAGAAACCCGAGCCCAAAGAGGGACAGAAGAGGCGAGACAAUAUCCUUACAAUAUUUCGUCACCCAAAGUUGCGGCUCUAUCUUGCUAUCAUGUGCGCCCUUUGGUUCGUGAAUAGUUUAGUGUACUUCGGUUUGUCCUUGAGUACCGCUGACCUUGCCGGAAAUAGAUACAUGAACUACUUCGUCAGUGGAUUGGUAGAAAUGAUAGCUUACGGUCAAAGUUAUUUCGUUUUAAAACGUUUCGGGCGGCGAAUUCCUCUUUGUAUAUAUCAUACUAUCGCAGGCGUCGGUCUUGUAAUAUCUAUAGCAAUCCCUGCUAAAACAGCCAGUGGGACUGACCUGACCGGCCUUGUUAUCUGCUUCAACAUGAUCGGUAAAUUCGGAAUAUCAGCAUCUUUCGGCGAGGUCUUCCUCUACGCCGGCGAGUUGUUCCCUACCAAUGUGAGGAAUACAAGUAUGGGUGUGUGUUCGGUUGCAGCUCGAGUUGCCGGAAUGCUGGCACCAUUUUCAUCAUUGCUGAUGCGAAAGGUGUUCUGGCUACCUGGGGUCAUAUUUGGAUGUCUCUCCGUGCUGGUAGGACUUCUCGCCCUCCUGCUACCAGAGACCCUGGGAAGGCCGCUCCCCCAGAACGUAGAGGAAAUGGAAAGCUGGGACAGCAAGCGGGGACGAGCAAAGUCGUUUGAUAUCCACGCAAAUAUGAGGAAACGCCCGUCACGGAAUAUAGAAGCCGAGGACACUAAUGUGUGAUUGCUUACGGGGAAAAUAACGUACUCUCAAGGACAGUGGGUAUAAGUUUCAGGAGUACAACAUGCAUCAGGUAAAUGGGUUUUCCGUGGAUGUCAUAAUGUGAGUGUUGACGCAAAUGAAUCUGGUAUGGCAAAGAAGAAAAAAAUAUGAAUGACGUAUUUACAUCUAAACACUGUAUAAUGCUGUACAUUGUAUUUUAUCUGUACAUAAUAAAAUUUUUCAAGCUGGAUAUUAACUAGUUUGGCUGGAAUCGUAAACAGUUAGAUAGCAUGAUUGAACUAAAUGUAGGUGUAGACGAUCCGAAAAAGAUAUAGAAAAGUUGUGGGUGUAUGUACAGUACAUGUAGUUAGUAUUUUUAUUGUAAUAAGAUGUGUAUAUGGCGCUUUGAGGUCGAGAGAAGGUUUGCAGUGCUAAUUACAACUACUAAUCGCCUGAUUUCGACCUCUGCAUAAUACGUCCGAUAAGUUCGUCUCAUUAAAUCCAUGAGAAAUAUUUAUGAAAUUUUCCCGAAAAAUAUCUCUAUAUUUCGUGUGGCAGAAAAACCAACCGAGAGUCCGUAUAUUUAAGUGAACGAAGGUUACGCGAUAGUUUCUACCCGCUCGGUAAGAUUGGUCGAAAAGACGAAAUUAUGUUCGGAUUUACAAUUUACUCGUUGUUGACUGAUCUGUAACAGAUUUUAUACCAAAAGGUGUGAAAUUUGCAAAUGUACAUGUAUCAGAUAACCUCGGCAUAUUGUAUCGAGAAAAAAAAGAUGAAAUAUAUAUACUUGGCGUGGGCGUCUUUUUCGUUUUAUCUUUUUAUAUAUUGUUCUCGUAAUGCAGUGUCUCCUCCAAAGAGAGGCCCCCAUGCUUUGAACCGUCUUCGUCUCUAGCUACAUGGACAUGUAAUACUCCACUGGCACUGUACAUAAGACAUACAUUUUAGGUUGCUCGGGGUUCAGAAGUUAGGUCUGGAAUUCCGUAUAGCGUACCGAUGGGAAAAUCAAAGGUUCGAGCCCCGUUGGUAGCAUAAUACAAUACUUUGCGUCAUCGCAGGUAGUUGCAGAAAAAAAUUAUACAGUUUGUGUCAAUACAAUAAUUUAUUUUUUACGCCU
Molecule: messenger RNA, 3048 nt
Organism: Lineus longissimus
Lineage: Eukaryota; Metazoa; Nemertea; Pilidiophora; Heteronemertea; Lineidae
Product: organic cation transporter protein-like
Exons: 11
Coding region: 153-1955 (600 amino acids)
Biological process (GO): transmembrane transport
Molecular function (GO): transmembrane transporter activity
Source: RefSeq, a predicted model, not a curated record